Molecule: messenger RNA, 1298 nt
Organism: Dentiscutata erythropus
Lineage: Eukaryota; Fungi; Glomeromycota; Glomeromycetes; Diversisporales; Gigasporaceae
Source: the annotation of a GenBank genome assembly
CACAAACAAUACCCCUCUCAUGCACAAGACGGUUACUUUAAAGAACAUAAUAAAUACCCCUGUACUGAGUAUAAUGAAUAUUAUAAGAAGCAUGGUAAAUAUCCCUCUACCAAGGAAGAAGAAUAUUCCAGCUAUAAAGAGUACCAUCAUAUUGCCGUAUCUGAUUAUUAUAAGUCUUAUCAUAAAUACCCCACUCACGAGCAAGAAGACUUCUAUAAAGAGCACAAAUCCUACCCCACUCACGCACAAGAUUAUUAUUAUGAAUUGCAUAAAAAAUACCCCUCUAAAGAGUGUGAAGAUUUUUAUAAGAAACGUGAAAGAUACCCCUGUACUGAGGAAGAUGAGUAUUAUAAGGUACAUAAAAAAUACCCCUCUACCACAGAAGAGGAUGAUGAGUGCUAUAAAGAGUAUCAUCAUAUUACCGUGGAUGACUAUUAUAAGAAGUAUCAUAAAUAUCCUUCUCACGAAGAAGAAGACUAUUAUAAAGAGCAUAAAGAAUACCCCUCUAAAGAGAGUCAAGAUUUUUAUACUACACAUAAAAGAUACCCCUGUAAUGAGGAAGUAGAGUAUUAUAAGGUACAUAAAAAAUACCCCUCUACCACAGAAGAGGAAGAUGAGUGCUAUAAAGUGUAUCAUAAUGCUACCGUGAAAAAGUAUUAUAAGAAGUAUCAUAAAUACCCCUCUCAUGAAGAUGAAGAGUAUUAUAAGAAGAAUCAUUGUUACCCUAAAACUUCAACGACUACUUCAACAUCCUAUGGAACUACUGUAGUACACAAGAAAAAGAUUCAUUAUCAUCAUCACAAAUACCCCGUAGAAAAAUCUUCCGGAACACCCUCUGAAAAAGUGGUACAUAAGAAAAAGAAGCAUCAUUACAAGCACCCCUACCCCGUUGUAGAAGAUACUGAAACUACACCCUCUGAAAAAGUGGCACAUAAGAAAAAGAAGCAUCAUCAUCACAAGUACCCCGUUGUAGAAGAUACUGAAACUACACCCUCUGAAAAAGUGGUACAUAAGAAAAAGAAGCAUCAUCAUCACAAGUACCCCGUUGUAGAAGAUACUGAAACUACUACUACUACACCCUCUGAAAAAGUGGUACAUAAGAAAAAGAAGCAUCAUCAUCACAAGUACCCCGUUGUAGAAGAUACUGAAACUACUACUACUACACCCUCUGAAAAAGUGGUACAUAAGAAAAAGAAGCAUCAUCAUCACAAGUACCCCGUUGUAGAAGAUACUGAAACUACUACUACUACACCCUCUGAAAAAGUGGUACAUAAGAAAAAGAAGCAUCAUCAUCACAA